CGGGAAUGUAAUCCAUAUGUGUGCCGUGAGUUCAGCUGCAGGAGAGAGCGAGAGAGGCAGAGAGACAGAAAAAAAAGAGAGAAAGAAAAGACAUUACCCUGAGAUUGUUUCUGCUUUGGGUCUUUUUUUUUUCUUUUUUAUUUCCCCUCCCCUCCUUGAAAAUUCCACUCAUACUAGGCCCCUGCGCUCUGGCAAAGCUUUCACAGUCCACACAGCGAGAGGGAGAGAGAGAGGGAGAGGGAGGGAGAGAGGGAGAGAGAGAGAGAGAGAGAGAGAGAGAGGGAGUUUGCAAGAAGCAGAGCCCAACAGACGGUGGGGACAGAGAACGUAAAAGUGUGCCUGGCCGCUCGCUGGAGAAACAUUUGCAGAGGAUGAGAGAGGGGGAGCCAAACAGGGAGGAGGAAGAAAGGGGAGAAAGAGAAGAAGAAAGAGGAGAAGGAGAAGGAGGAGAAGAAGAAGAAGAAGAAAGAUCAGUGAGUCAAAAUGACCAGAAUGGACCACCUGGACACCCAGUGAUCCAGAGCCAUUUAGAAGAGAGUGUUCGUCUUCAGAAAAGCCUGAGCAGGAGCAGCGCCCCGGACAUGAAUGGCAAGGCGGGCCGGAGAGAGCCGGAGAACGGCACGGCGGGCACCAGCGCCAACGGCAACGGCGGCGCCGGACAGGGCAACGCCAACGGCAACAACAUCGCCAUGAUGACCGAGGCGCAGACGGACGCACAGCCACCGCUCGCACGGGUGUCGCGCCCGUCCAGGAAGGCAGCGACGUUCGGCAAGCGCUCCAACUCCAUGCGCAGGAACCCCAAGGCCGAAGUGGCCAAGCAAGGGUGGCUUCACAAGCAGGCCAGCAGCGGUGUCAAGCAGUGGAACAAACGUUGGUUUGUGCUGACUGAUCGAUGUCUCUUCUAUUAUAAAGACGAGAAAGAGGAAGGGGUGCUGGGGAGUCUGCCUAUGCUCAGCUUCCACAUCGGACCCGUUCAGCCCUCGGACAACGUCAGCCGCAAGUACGCCUUUAAGGUGUGGUAUGAGGACGAGGGGGAGGAGGACGGCACGGAUAGUAAGGGCAGCAUUGCGUUCUGUCUGCAGGUGGAGCACCCGGGCACCAGGACCUACUACUUCAGCGCAGACUGCCAGGAGGAACAGGAAGAGUGGGUGAAGGCAAUGAGCCACGCGGCCAGCGUUCAGGUCUCUCACACGCCAAGCAGGAGUGAUUCUGAACUGACCCAAUCUGAGGAGCAGAACUACAUCCAGUCGCCCAGAGAGCCCGUGCCCGAGACCAAUGGGCAGGCCGUCGCCACCCAAAGACUCAGCCCUUCCCCGGCGGGAGCACGGCGGCACCAGAUGAACGGCGGGCACGGCGCCGACCUGACGACGACACCGACGACGGCGGAGGCCAGAGCGCCCCCUAGCAGGCCCCCGGAGCACGACGUGCGGUCGGCAGGGCCCCACCGGCCUCAGCAGCCCAACGGCUGGGGCAACUACGGGACGCCGGGCAGCCCAGCGUACCCGCCCCAGCAGCAGCAGCAUCAGCAGCAGCAUCAGCAGGAGGGCCAGCGGCCGGAGAGCGUGGUCCUGCGGCGGAGCAUCGCGCCCCGCUCGGCCCCCGAGAAGAUGGCCCAGAGGAAGAGCUCCAUGACCCAGCUGCAGCAGUGGGUCAACCAGCGCCGCGGCAUGCCCACUCCGGAGGACCUGCGCAGCCCGUCCCGGUACUACCCAGGGCAGCGUGGCAUGCCCGAUUUCUACGCUGGGUACGGCGGGCCGCAGUACGUCGAGGAGUACCCGCUGUACCCGCCGGGCAUCCGGCCCGACAGCAUCUGCUCGGCCUCGGCGGCGUACGAGCAGCGCUGGACGGCGGAGGAGAAGCGGCGCUCGCUGCGGGACGGCGCCGCCGCCGCCAUGUUCCGCGAGGCCCAGCAGUGGCACCCCGCCGGCCCCCCCCCGCCGCCCGCCGCCGCCUACUACGGCCACGUGGACCCGCUGCACGGCUCCAUGCGCCGCCUGUCCAUCCAGCCGCGCUCGCGCUCCGUCCCGCGCUCGCCCUCCUCCUCCGUCUCGGGGGGGCCCUACUCGCCGGGGCCGCACCUGUACGCCUCGCCCCUGCGCUCGCCCAGCAUCCACUUCGGAGGAGGGGGGGGCCCCGGCCGGCUCCGGGACGACAUGAUCUACGCCGACCCCUCGGCCUACGGCCUGCGCCGCUCCAUCAGCUCCCCAAAGUAUGACUACCCAGGGGAUCGGCAGUCCAUCAGUCAAGGAAUAUAUCCGUACAACUAUCCAGCAUCACCUGCUCUGCAAAGCAAAAUGGAUGACAUUUUAGACCUGCAGCUUCAGCGCAAUUUGGAAUACCUUGAUCAACAGGUGCCUCCAUUCCAUGAUGUCUACAGAGACCUCCAUCCUACCCUGAAGCUCAAUGAGAUGGAGACCAGUAAACUCUUGGGCCGACUGUGUGAACAGCACCGAGUCAUGAAGGAUCAGGAGGCGGUGGUCCACCGGUUGCGGAUGGAUAAGGAUAACCUGGAGGAGGCGCUGGUGGCCACGCACCAGGAGAUGGAGAUGUACAGGAGUCAGACGCUCAGCUCCGACAAGUUACAGAUGAAGAAGGAGACUCUUCAGAGUCAGCUGAUCAACAUUCGAGGAGAGCUCUCCCAAGCCUCCAGUGCAUUGACAUCCACCAGAGUGGAGUUUGAGGCUCUAGAGGAUGAAGUCAACGCCAUCCACGGGGACCUCUGGGAGCAGCUCAACGCUGGAGGCCAGAGUGAACUGGUGCACAGGCACAUUCAGAAGGAGUUCUGGAGAGUCCAGGAUGUGUUAGAGGGACUGCACAAGAACAACCUCUCUCGUGGAACAGACACUGCUAAGCAUAGAGUGACUAGUGGGGCAUCUGGUUCCUUCAGCACAAAUAGUCCAGCCAGUCCCCUGAGCUCUGUUAGCCUGACUAGCCCCCUCAGCCCCUUCUCCCCUGUCUCUGGCUCCCAGGUGUCCCCCACCAAGCAGACAGGCUCAGAGCAGAGGCACUUAUCUGGAGACAAGACCAGCAGUAAUGAUCAGUACUUGGAGCACACCAGUGUAAACAAAGUAGGCAUAGUACCUCCACUGGCAAGGUCCCCCGGUGAGGAACGGACCAGAAGUUCUGCGCCCAUCCAUCGGCGGAAUGGAAAGGUGUCCAAUGGCCAUAUCUCCAGGGAGCGACCGAAGAGCGCCGUGUUCCCCGCGGAGGUAAAGUCCAAGAUGAGCGUGGAGGAGCAGAACGAGCGCAUCCGGCGGAACCUCAGCAACUCGGUCAGGGACAAGAGGCGCAGUCUGAACCUGUCCGGCUCCCAGCUAGACGGCUCCAAACCCAGCUACAGGGUGGUGAGGCGGAGGUUAACGGCACACGAGGUGGACAUCACAGACCUGGAGGCCGCAGUCCGAGGAGAGGGGGUGGAAACGCCCCGGGAGGAGAUCGCACGCCUGCGCCGACUACAGAUGGAGCCCCAGCACUACGACCUGGACAUCAGCAAAGAGCUGUUAGCACCUGAGAAGAUUUUGAUCCCCGAGCGGUACUUGGAUGCAGAGCCUAGCAUGCCUCUGAGUCCCGAGGAGAUGCGUGAAAAACAGAAGAAAGUGGAGAGGAUCAAGACUCUCAUCGCCAAAUCAAACCUGCAGAACGUGGUUCCCCAGUUGGACGGGCCGGUCGAGAGCCAGCCCAACCCUGACCAGCAGCUGCAGGAGCAGGAGAAGCGCAUCGAGAUCUCCUGCGCGCUGGCCGCCGAGGCCUCGCGCCGCAGCCGCCUGCUGUCCGCCCAGUGUGGCCCCAGCCCCCCCGCCUCCCCAACCAGCCCGGCCCCUCCCCCUUCUGCUGAGUUCUCUGACUCCUCCCACAUCAUGAAAGUGUGAGUCUGUGCAGCGCAAGCCCUGGCUGCUGUGAAAUUUGAUGGAGCCUCAUUCUGACCCUCCAGAGGACCACAGGAUCAAAACAACUUUAUUUAGUCCCCACCCACCCACCCACCCACCCCAAACACUGUCAUUCUCACAAUCAACCUUUCGCAACAGUCGGAGAGGAAAAGGGACCAGAUGUUUUGGAGAAUCGAUGACACGUCCCGUGAGUGGCAUCAACAUGGGUGUGGCUGUCUGAAAGGGGCGGGACUACAGACUUCCCAUAACCUGGGGGCAGCACUUCAGAUCCAUUUCCCCCUCUGUCACGCUUUGCACUUGCACACUUCUCCUCAGUUGGGGCCUUACAGACAUAUCAGCAAACCAUGAUGGCAGGAACUAAUAACCAGUGAUGUUGCUUGACAAGUUGAAACAUUUUGGGUUGCAGCAGUAUCCUAUAUCAAGCUAUAAAACUAGCCAGAGGAGGACAUGUUUACUUUGUUCUACCGCUGUGGAAGUGACUAGCUCACGGCAGAAACUGUGUUCGGUGAUGCGAGGCGAGAGGGGAGCCGCCAAAGUAGAAUGCAGUCGAUAGUCAGGGAGGUCAGACAGAUGGAAUUCAGGUAUGUGCCACUAGAGGGCUCUCCCAGAGAGAGAGAUGAAAGUCAGUCGGACCUGGUAGACAGUGGAGGAUGUCCUCACCGGAGGGAACGUGACCGGUCCGAAAAAAUUAUGGUUUGAGUGGAAGGUGACACACGUAGCAGUAAGUGUCCAUUUAGUUGGUGAAGCUGCCCUUUCAGUUUCAAAACCCCAAGCUAGGUACAAUGCAGUAUGCUGAGGUUCCUGGGGGCUAAUAGGGUAGAGGCAUACAGGAAAUGGCUCCUUGAUUCUAUUGGCCCAGUCUGGACAGUGACAUUAUUGCACAGAACUUUCCAUAGUACCCAACACAUUACCAGGAGGGCUUCUCUGUCCAGCAAUGGCAUUGGCAUCAAAUUUUUGACCAGUUGCUCAAGAAGAGAGUAGCUGAAGACUGUAGCUGAAAGCCAGGCACACUGUGACUCCUCUGUCCACGGGUCACCCAUCAACAUAGGGCUCUCCUGUGGUCAAGCAUCUCAAACUCUGAUAGCACUUCAGCGUCCCAGCUGUCUGUUGGAAGUUAGCAUAUCUAAUUAAAGAUAAAUACUGAUGUAAAUAUUAGCCACACCUUCACAUCAAAGCCAUGUGGACUACACUUAGUGCUUAGGUGGUACCUAAAUACUAAUUGUUUUGGUGAACUAUUCAACUAUUCUUCUAUGUUUCAAGAGAAUAGAGGUUGAUGAAAAAAAAAGAAGUGACCUUAGAAAUGUCUGCUAGUGCAAAUAUGUGUCUAAGAUGGGCCAGCAACUUGAGCAGCAGAGAUGGUAAUGACAAGUGAUUUUGACAAUUUUGAUAAGGAUCACAUUGACUAAACAUGAUAUGGGGCUGAAUCACUGAAGGCUGAAGCAUACAUCACUGUGCCAUUUCUGGAUGGAACUGUGCUUGGGCAAGUCAGUUUUUUUUUUUUUUUUUUUUGAAACAUGGAUCCUGUUUGUUACGAAUAUUACUAUUGUAACUAUUUUUCUAUGUCUGCGAACACCUUUUGAUGUGUAAUCAGCCAACAUAGUCUUGACCAUUCUGAAAAGCUGUCUGCCCCCUUUUGUGUCUUUCUACCUGAUUUGUUUACAAAGAUGUUGUCCUUAUUUCAUCUCUGAGUCUCCAUAUCAUGUCCCAAAGCAUUGCCACAUUGCCCCCAAAGCAAGCCCUGCCAUACAAGUUGUUGACCUAUCAACCACUGUUGUGUAUGUAGAUGAAGGUUCCAUUCGUUGUGUGGUUCUCCACCUGUGUUUUCUAAAGCGAGGUCUCAAAGUGAGUUUUCAGUGCAUAGAUCUAGUUGGCAGGUACUCAGAGAGACAUUGUCUUUCUUUCUGUCAUUCUUUCUCUCAGUAUCAUAUUCAUAUAAUAAAUUAAACUACUUACAGGAAGCUGUGCUGACUGUAUCAAAAUGUCACAUUUGACCGCAGGAAGAGAACAUUUGUACGCAACAGUCAGUUUUAUUGAUCCCACAAAAGAUAUGCAGGCAGAAGGGACUCUAAGCUAUAUUUUUAUUCUUUUUGAGAAGGUGAAAAAACAGAGGUCAAGAAGAUGCAGUAAAUAUUUUUUUAAACAUGGGAAUUUGAUUAACAAAGUAACAGGUCAGUGAGAUAAAAAAAGAAAAAAAAGAAAAA
This is a messenger RNA of Sardina pilchardus (European sardine), 6088 nucleotides long. RefSeq names its product pleckstrin homology domain containing, family A member 6 (gene plekha6). Lineage: Eukaryota; Metazoa; Chordata; Actinopteri; Clupeiformes; Clupeidae. The coding region runs from base 372 to 3869 and encodes 1165 amino acids. The transcript is spliced from 25 exons. The record is from RefSeq and is a predicted model, not a curated record.